Molecule: messenger RNA, 4095 nt
Organism: Cydia fagiglandana
Lineage: Eukaryota; Metazoa; Arthropoda; Insecta; Lepidoptera; Tortricidae
Gene: oys
Product: lysophospholipid acyltransferase 6
Exons: 12
Coding region: 225-1730 (501 amino acids)
Biological process (GO): lipid modification
Cellular component (GO): membrane
Molecular function (GO): acyltransferase activity
Source: RefSeq, a predicted model, not a curated record
ACAUUGUAUAGGUAUAGCAUCCAGCAAGACGAGAUAGACGUAAAUCAAGUUGUAUUUCAUUAAAUUUAUGUUUGGCCUAGUUUAGUAAUAGUCGUCGAAGUCGAUCGACGAUUAUUGUGAAAUGUGAAAAGUGGAUACUGAAGAAUACUUCAUAUAUUUAUUAUCGUUUAAGUUAAUCUGGUACAACAGUGAAAGUAAUAGUUUUAUUUUAGCUGUUUACAAAGAUGACUGGUCUGUAUCUCGAUUAUUAUGACGGCAGUAAACUAUUUACGGGAUUUGCUAGUAAAAUUGGCUUGCCAUUGGAUCUUGUUAAUUUUUUGAUCGCACAAAUAGCUGCACUAUGCCUGGCCAGACUGUUUCGGAAACCAUUGAAGCUUGCUUCGCCAGAAUUUCGUCAUUCUGUGUGCCUUACUAUAGGUCUGAUAAUGGGAUAUUUUUGCUUUGGGAAGCAAUCAAUACAUUUAUCGGUUCUGGCUAUGCUAAGUUACUCAUUGUUGAAGACAAUGCCACAUCAUCUCGUUGGAAAUGUUAUUCUGGCGGCGUCGAUAUUUUAUCUGUCUUGUAUACACUUACAUCGACAGAUUUACCAUUCGGCUGACUACACACUGGACAUAACAGGGCCUUUGAUGGUGAUCACACAGAGAGUUACUUCCCUGGCCUACUCGAUACAAGACAAUCUAACCCAGAAUGAAAUCAACUCUAACACGAAGAGUCCCGAGUCUUCACUCGCACCGAAAAUUGACAAGAUUCCGUCUCCCCUCGAGUACUUCGCCUUUACACUCGCCUUCCAAACGUUGAUGUGUGGGCCAGUAGUGUUCUAUACUGAUUACAUCAACUUCAUAGAAGGCGCUCGAAUUGACGAGAAACAAAGCACGUCUGCUAACGAACCGUCACCUAGGAGAGCGGUGAUGUACAAACUGAUGGGCUCCAUUGCGGCUGCGCUGUUGUACUUGACUUUGGCGAAGAAAUAUCCAUUAGCGGUGCUCGAAGAGCUAACCGACCCCACAUCCGAGGUGUCCCGCUCCUGGUCGGCGGUGUACCUCCUCUGGUACGCGUACCUCUCGACCCUCGUGGUCCGCUGCAAGUACUACCACGCGUGGCUGCUCUCCGAGGCCAUCUGUAAUAACUGCGGGAUGGGCUUCAAUGGCUACGAGAGCGACGGCACGCCUAAGUGGGACAAGAUGUCUAACAUAGACGUGUUUGGAUUUGAGUUCGCCCAAAACUUCCGCACCGCCAUCGCAAGCUGGAACAAGAACACGAACGCGUGGCUGCGCUGCGUGGCGUACUCGCGCGGCGGCGCGGCGUGGCGCACGGCGCGCGUGUACGCGCUGUCGGCCGUGUGGCACGGCUUCCACCCCGGCUACUACCUCACCUUCCUCGCCGGCGGACUCUUCACCGUGGCCGCUAGGAAGAUUCGAUCAGUGGCGCGCCCGUUGUUCAUGGAUAGCCGGCCGAAGAAACUAUUCUAUGACUUGCUGACGUUCGUGACGACGCGUGUAGCGAUGACGUACGCCACCGUGCCGUUCGUGCUGCUCCACCUGGCGCCGAGUUUGGCUUUUUAUGGGAAACUGUAUUAUUCCCUGCAUUUUAUUGCCCUCGGCGCACUGCUUAUUCCUGAACGAUCACGCACCUCUCCAGUAAACUCCGAGAUUUCACAAAAACCUUCCAACUCCAGUAAAGAAACGCACGAGCCUAAUGGAGAUACUAAUGGUAAACUAAAAAUAAAUUAAACGUACAAUAAUGGUGUCUAUUUUUAUAUUUAAAGUUAAAUUAAAAAUUGUAAAGAGUCUCCCAAUAUUUUGACUGACAAUAUAGCUUCCAGUUUAUGAAAGUUGAUCUUAUUAAUGACAUAUUUAAUUUUUAUUUAUUUUUACGGUCAGAUAAGCGAAACAUCCACUUCCAUUGCCUGAAGUUGAUGAAACAGUAUUACAUAUAAUUUUUAUAACCAAGUGGCAGUUGUUUCACUUACCUAACCAGAACAUAUUAGUUACAAAAUUUCUAUGAGGUGACAGCUCCGAAAUUUAUAGUCAGUAAUAUUCUGUUGUUAAAUAUAUUUUUGAUAAUAUGUAGACAUUUUGGGCUUAUUAUAAACACUGGCUGGAUUAAAGUUUUUGUUUGUUAUAACUUUAUGAUGUGGGACAUAUUUUAUUGCCUAUUUUUGUAUCAUUAAAUUCAUUAAGUUAUGUAUUUAUUUGAAGUAUUAACUAAUAAUACGUUCGUCCAGACUCAAAUAUUGCAUUUACUUAUAUAUUGUUUUACUAGUAGUACAGCCAGCAAGUUGAGAUAAUAUAUUUUGUUUUGACUCCUUUCGGCACGGUUUGUUGUUGGCUUAUACUCCUUGGUGAGUUUAGCUUGGAGGACACAGACCGCGCCAAAAGACUUGUACUGUACACUGUACCCCUUAUGUACAAAACUAUACAAGCUUCAAAAAGUUAAUUUAUGUUUUAUUCCUUUCUUAAGCCCCGUCUCCAUAUCGCGCGGCAAACCAUCGAACAUUGGCUUUGGCAGUGUAUGGUUUGCCGCGCGAUAUGAAGACGAGGCUUUACGAGUACAUAAAGUCAAAAUGACAGAUAAAGACACGAUUAUUAGCUAAGGUUUAUAGCGCGUUUAUGAAUAAGGGGGUUAGAAUUUACACCUCCUUGUUUUACCCUAACGACGUGUCCUUUUGUUUCUGUCGAAGUAUUUUUCCCAUCACUCUGUUUAUUCAUUAAUAUUAAACAAGUAUACUUAAUUCCUGUUAAUAUUGUUUUUCUUAAAACCGUUUUUAUUGAGUCCGCCACACGUCUUCUUGUUACUUGCACAAUUUACAUUUCACAGUAGUACUAGGCAUCCUAUAUUUGAACUUGAGCGUGAAUUUGUUAUUACUGUUACUGUUUACUGAGAUAAACUACUGUCCUUAAUUUUAUUUUUGAUUGUCUUUAAGUCUCAUCUUGUUGGCUAUGCUUUACAAGUUUACAUAUUAUUAACAUUCAACCGGUUAAACAGUAUUAUGUUCAUUUAUUCACGUAAAUAUUAUUCUUUAGACUGUAUUCCUAGUAUAAUAUAAACGAACAAAGGGUAUCUACAUUGUUAAAGUUAUGCGUGUUGAUAUUUUAUACAACAUUUAUUGUAAGUUUUAAUUUAACAAGUAAUGUACGUUUAGGACUACUACUACUACUAUAUUUUAUUCAUAUUUAUGACUCAUACCUGUCAGGGUUAAUUUAAUAUACAAUUCCGAAGGAAAUGGAAAUAUUGGUUACACAUUCAUUAAUUUAAGUUUCUGAAUUCAAAAUACUAAAGUUUAAGACAAAUCCAAUUCAUUGACUUGAGUGCCUGUGACAAUGAUAACUUCUUUUGUAUCUAGUAGAAAUAAGAAUACAUUAUAAAUGAAGUGAUUCAUUUAACUCAUCACAUCACAUCAUACCGCCUGACAGGUUAGAUUUUUCAUAAAGUUAACCAUGGUGUUACUAGUAAGCUCUUAGUUAAGUUGACUAAAUUCUAGAAUAGUUUACUAAUCACUGUUUAAAAAGCUUUUUAUAUAAAAAAACUAUGUGAAUUGUAAUGUGUGAAUGUUGUCAUGAAUACGUGAAGAAAGUUUAUUAGUUUUGUCAAUAUCAAUACGUACAGAGGGUUGUGUAAUUUGAAACUGCGUAGAUAUAUAUGUUUUUUAUUCGACUAACAGAGAUGGUAAUUUUUCGAGCGUAAGUUUUGCAAGCUCUGGUAACAUAUUUAGGUAGAAGGCUCGAAGGUAUCAAGUAAUUAUUUUGCUUUUGAUUUGACCGUUAUAUCAGUGUGAAUUUCUUAUAAAUACUUUGUUAUACCAGUAUUGUAUCGGGGCCAACUAUUAUUAUAAUUCCAUUAAACAUAAUUAUUUAUAUUGCUUUUAAACAUGAUUUACGUAAAUGUCGGUAUAACUGGUUUCACUUUCAGUAUUUUUUUUAUCAGUUUAAAUAAAUUUUCGAGUUCUUUCAUAGCUUACAUAGAUCUAAGGCUUAAUUUUAACAAAUUAUCUAUUGAAUGAUAAACAAGGCACAUAAUAAUAUACGAUGACACAAAUUAGCAAUUAAAAUGUGAGCCAAAUAUUGUUACCCAUAUUAAAUAAUAUUUUAUAUACUU